AUGUCCGAGACUCGAGCCUUCACAGUUCGACCGCUGUCAAAGCAAACAAGAACUGAUCAUAGAGAUGCCUUUCGUGUUUAUCUCUCCUCGUCGUCCCUGGCUUUUCUGAAGCUCAGAGCUGGAGAUGUGUGCAAUAUUAGUCUCGCCGACGGUCCAUCGAAAACGGCAAUAGCUUGGAACGCGACCGAGAACAUUCAAAAUACGGUUGUACAGACCUCAAGAACUCUUCAGGAAUGCUAUGGAUUCAAAAUUGGGGAGAAGAUUACAAUAUGCAAGGUCGAUGGGCCCCUCAAUAAGAUCGACAAAGUCUCCAUUAUAGAGUGUUCAGAUAGUGAUAGGAUUGCAAGAUACGGCGCGAUUCCACCCUCUGACAUAAUCCACUGGUCAUGGUCCCUGGAGUUUCCUCUUCUGAAAUGCGAUGGCAUUACUGUUGGCCUAGUAUUUGAGAUAGAGCUUAGGGGUCAACGCCGAAGCUUCAGAGUGGCAGAUAUCUCAGGCGAAGAUGGAAGUACUGCCUGUACUCUCUUCAGGUUCGCUGAAACCAGCGAGAUCAUAAUGGGCGAAGAUCUUAAGAAACCUCUAGAGCGCGGAACUUCCAAUAUCCAAGUGCGGCCGACUGGGCUGGGAGGAAUGGACCGGCAAAUUGAGAGUAUCAAUGAAAGUCUUGCUGACUUUAACCCUGGUCUAGUCAAUCUAAUAAUGCCUUCAUUCUAUGAACACAGUCGAGGCAUUCUUCUUUAUGGUCCGAAGGGAACAGGUAAGACGGCGCUUCUGGAACAGAUUAAAGCAGCAGGGUGGAGGCAAACAUUCCAUAUUGGAUCCUCAGCCUUUGGCCGCAAUAUCGGGGAUGCCGAAUCCAAGAUGCGCAAUAUAUUCCAAGAAGCAAUGCGUUCUCAACCCAGUGCAAUCCUGAUUGACCAGGUGGAGUUCAUUGCGCCUAGACGGACAUCGCUCGAUAGCCAGUCGUUGGCAUCGGUUCUAUGCGAAUGCAUUGACGCUACAAAGAAUGCAUUCGUUUUGAUUGUGGCUGCAACCCGUCACCCAAAUGAUGUCGAUGAUGCCCUGAGGACACCGCAUCGACUAGCGACUGAGAUUGAACUGCAUAUUCCGACAGCACAUGAUCGAGCUAAAAUUUUGCGUGCUAUAUGUGGAUCCCCAUCCCCGGCAUUGAGCGAUACCCUCAUAGACUUGAUAGCGGAGAAAACACAUGGUUACGUGGGUGCCGAUCUCUUCGCUUUGCUACAGUUGAUCAGUCGCAAGGCACGGCAAAGACAGACGUUGGAACAUGAGCUUUGUUUUGGUGACAAACGCAUACCUGCCGAUAAUGCUGUUGAAGGUCCGACCACUCAUGAACCAGGAACAGCUAUACAUAUCAAGGACGUUGAUGUCCUAUCAGCCCUGCAGGAAACUCGACCUACUGCUAUGCGCGAAGUGUUCUUGGAGACGCCCAAGGUCAGGUGGUCGGACAUUGGUGGGCAGCACGAGAUCAAGAGACGUUUGCAGAAAGCAGUGGAGCGUCCAUUGAAGCAUCCUGAGCGAAUGAGGAGGCUUAAUUUGACCAGCAAGAAGGGUGUACUUCUUUACGGGCCACCUGGAUGCUCUAAGACGUUGACAGUGAAAGCAUUGGCCACGGAAGCAGGGCUUAACUUCCUGGCAGUCAAGGGAGCCGAGAUCCUAAGCAUGUACGUUGGGGAAUCUGAACGAGCAUUAAGAGAAAUUUUUCGAAAAGCUCGUUCUGCAAGGCCCAGCAUCAUAUUCUUCGAUGAGAUAGACGCUAUCGCCUCGAAACGUGGCACUUCAUCACAAGGCGGGGUUAAUGUUCUUACAACUCUUCUCAAUGAAAUGGAUGGCAUCGAGGAGCUUAAAAGUGUCCUAGUCAUCGCCGCCACAAACAAACCUGAAGUGAUAGACCCGGCGUUGAUGCGCCCCGGUCGAUUGGACAAUAUACUUUACAUAGGACCUCCCGACUACGAGGCGCGGAAGGAAAUCCUGGACAUAUGGUUUCGCAAAUCCGUCAUUAACCCGGAAGUUGAGGUGGACGUGUUGGCCAUGAAGACUGACGGGUAUUCAGGGGCUGAGAUCGUGAGCAUAUGUGAGACAGCCGGUGAUGCUGCGUUGGAUGCAGAAGAGGAGACCGGCGAAGCGCAAGAUAUCCGAUGGGAGCAUUUCGAAUAUGCGCUUAAGCAGCUUGGCCUUGGUGGUUUCCUAGAAAGCUCCCUCCACCAAGUGGAUCCUGUAGGAUGCCAGAAAGAUACACUCGGGGCCGCUCUCGUGGCCGUUUGCCAUCCUCGGAAUUUGAUCGGGCCCCAUCCUUGCAGCGUUCUUUGUCCCCUCGCUCAGAAUCGAAAUUCAACACUACACCCCGGAGUCGUUCUGUGGAGCGUGGUGCUGUUCGCCGCACUGGUCACCGUUCCAGAAGCUGGUCGCGGUCACCGUCGCACAACAGAGCGCUAUCCCGUAGUCGAAGCCGAAGCCGAAGCCGAAGCGAAGCUCCCAGACGUUACAGGAAGAAAGACUUCAGCCGGACUCCGAGUCCCUCUGCCGAUGCUUCAAGAAGCUCAAAGGUCGGUUGCGCUUGCAUCAUUCCAAUCUAUAGUUAUUGAAAAGUUGACCAAAAAUGUUACCGAAUCACAUCUUCGGGAGAUAUUUGGUGGUUUUGGUGACAUACAAAGUCUUGACCUUCCCAUGAACAAAGCCUUCAUGACAAACAGGGGCACUGCAUACAUACUCUACCACGAUCCUGCGGAUGCAGAGGCAGCCAUCGCGCACAUGCAUGAAGCUCAGCUAGAUGGUGCCAUGUUGAAUUUCAACAUAGCAGAGCAAGCUUUGGCCGCCCAGGACACGGCCGCGGACCCCCGUCGGAUAGUCGCGCUCCAAGGUCACCGCCACCGGCUAGGAAAUAUCGCCGUUCUCGGCAUAUGGAAAGGCAUGACAUCUAUAGGCCUCGCUCUCUGUCGCGUUCCAGGUCGCCACGCCGCUCUCGAUCCCUUUCUUCCAAAUCCCGUUCAACUUCACCACCGCCAAGGCGGACACAUUCGCGUAUGGACGGCUCUCAACGUCGCCGUCGCCGUAGCCCGAGCUACAGCAGCUAUGGCUAUAGCAGUCGCAGUGAUAGGGAACGGAGCGCGAGCCUAA
Molecule: messenger RNA, 3135 nt
Organism: Aspergillus vadensis CBS 113365
Lineage: Eukaryota; Fungi; Ascomycota; Eurotiomycetes; Eurotiales; Aspergillaceae
Product: putative AAA family ATPase
Exons: 6
Coding region: 1-3135 (1044 amino acids)
Cellular component (GO): cytoplasm
Molecular function (GO): RNA binding; ATP hydrolysis activity; ATP binding
Source: RefSeq, a predicted model, not a curated record